Molecule: messenger RNA, 1685 nt
Organism: Drosophila yakuba
Lineage: Eukaryota; Metazoa; Arthropoda; Insecta; Diptera; Drosophilidae
Product: probable cytochrome P450 9f2
Exons: 4
Coding region: 58-1608 (516 amino acids)
Molecular function (GO): oxidoreductase activity, acting on paired donors, with incorporation or reduction of molecular oxygen; heme binding; monooxygenase activity
Source: RefSeq, a predicted model, not a curated record
UGGCGUAGUUAGUUAUAUUCUGGACGCUUGGAUUGCCAAACAAGGCGCUCAUCCAUCAUGUUGUGGGAAUUCUUAGCACUAUUUGCGAUCGCUGUCGCCUUGUUCUACCGCUGGGCGUCCGCCAACAAUGAUUUCUUCAAGGACCGGGGCAUCCCCUUUGAAAAGCCUGUUCUCUACUUUGGCAACAUGGCCGGUAUGUUCCUGAAGAAGAGAGCCAUGUUCGACAUAGUCUGUGAUCUCUACACCAAAGGCGGAAGUAACAAAUUUUUUGGUAUCUUCGAGCAGCGCCAACCCCUUUUUAUGGUGCGCGACCCGGAUCUUAUUAAGCAGAUAACCAUAAAGGACUUCGACCAUUUUAUCAAUCAUCGCAAUGUGUUUGCCACCAGCAGUGAUGAUGAUCCACAUGAUAUGAGUAACCUUUUCGGCAGCUCCUUGUUCUCCAUGCGAGAUGCUCGGUGGAAGGAUAUGCGAAGCACUCUGAGCCCGGCUUUCACCGGCAGUAAAAUGCGUCAGAUGUUCCAGCUGAUGAAUCAGGUGGCCAAAGAGGCCGUGGACUGUCUUAAGCAGGAUGAUUCAACCGUUCAGGAUAAUGAACUGGACAUGAAGGACUACUGCACCCGAUUCACUAAUGAUGUGAUCGCCUCGACAGCUUUCGGACUGCAAGUGAACUCGUUCAAGGAUCGGGAAAAUACAUUCUAUCAGAUGGGCAAAAAGCUGACCACGUUUACAUUCUUGCAGAACAUGAAGUUCAUGUUGUUCUUCGCUUUGAAGAGUCUUAAUAAGAUCCUUAAGGUCGAGCUUUUCGAUAAGAAAAGCACUCAGUAUUUCGUGCGUCUGGUGCUCGAUGCCAUGAAGUACCGACAGGAGCACAAUAUUAUUCGACCCGACAUGAUAAACAUGCUGAUGGAGGCUCGUGGCAUAAUCCAGACGGAGAAGAGCAAGGCCUCUGCUGUUCGCGAGUGGAGCGAUCGCGACAUUGUGGCCCAGUGUUUUGUGUUCUUCUUUGCUGGAUUCGAAACUUCGGCGGUGCUGAUGUGCUUCACCGCUCACGAGCUAAUGGAGAACCAGGAUGUGCAGCAGAAGCUAUACGAGGAGGUACAACAGGUGGACCAGGAGUUGGAGGGCAAAGAACUGACCUACGAGGCCAUCAUGGGCAUGAAGUAUCUGGAUCAGGUUGUUAACGAAGUGCUGCGAAAGUGGCCGGCGGCAAUUGCCGUCGAUCGAGAAUGCAACAAGGACAUAACCUUUGAUGUGGAUGGCCAGAAAGUCGAGGUUAAGAAGGGCGAUGUCAUCUGGCUGCCCACAUGUGGCUUCCAUCGUGACCCCAAGUACUUUGAGAACCCCUUGAAGUUCGAUCCGGAACGUUUUAGCGAUGAAAACAAGGAGUCUAUUCAGCCAUUCACAUAUUUCCCCUUUGGCCUGGGUCAACGAAACUGCAUUGGCUCCCGAUUCGCUCUUCUCGAGGCGAAGGCUGUAAUCUACUAUCUGCUAAAGGAUUACCGCUUUGACCCAGCCAAGAAGUCCUGCAUUCCACUAGAGCUCAGUAGUUCCGGUUUUCAGUUGACACCCAAAACAGGCUUUUGGAUUAAGCUCGUUCAAAGGAACUAAUCUUAUAAACCAUUAAACUAUAAUAACUUUGUUGUUAAAUGUUAUGUAUUAAAAAAUUUGACAUUAUUAAAUUUAAA